This is a messenger RNA of Peniophora sp. CBMAI 1063, 1656 nucleotides long. The record is from the annotation of a GenBank genome assembly. Lineage: Eukaryota; Fungi; Basidiomycota; Agaricomycetes; Russulales; Peniophoraceae.
AUGUCGAACCCAAUAGACUCCGGAAUUUCCGAGCCUUCUCCCGAUGCUGAGCUUAUCGGCUUAGAGAUGCUGCCACUAGAUAUCAUCAUGCUUAUCGUCGCUCUGCUCGACAUACAGGACAUAUAUCGCUUGAGACAGUGCUCGAAACACCUCGCCUUCCUGCUCUCGUCCCAUCCCGUCUGGCAUGCCGCACUGCAGAAGCAUAUCGGCGCCUACAAGCCCAUCGUCCCUCUAUCUACUCCCUCCCUCGAACUUGCCACGCAUGACAUGGGAAGGGCCAUAGAACGGAGCGCUCAUUUAAGCCGAGCGUGGACCGCUACGCGUCCGAAGAGGAUAAACCUUGCCCAGUUCGCUCCGCCACCUGCGCCAAAUGGCCAUGAACGCAAGCCACUGCGUCUUGAGCUGCUGAGACAUGGCGGGCGCUCUUACGCGCUAGUGGGGUACUAUACCUCGGGUCGAUUUGAAGACGCUGGUCGUCAUGUUCUAUACUGCCUAGAUCUUGGGGCAACACAACCGGGACCGUCUGAAGCCGUCCCCUCAACCUCUCUUCGGGUAUGCGCGCGGAUGGACCUCCCGCAAGUUGUGCAUGUAACCUCGAAUGAGGCUCCUGGAGAUGCGCCAUUUGUUGUGGGUCAUAUCGAGCACCCAGAUACCGACGAAGUCGCGUUCAAAGCAUAUCUUCUCGACUUCGCACCUUCGGCCACAUCUACUCUUGAUGAAGAGACUGAGCUACCCGUAUUCGGUCUUCGCAAGAUUCGAAGCUUUGCCACCAAGGGUCCCCCGCUCCUCUACAGCGGUCACAUCCUAGUCGCAGGGGACAAGAAGGGAUUCCUCUGGGUGUACGAUACCCGCAGCGGUGACCUGAUAUACGAAUUGGAGGGUGGCAAUCCCGAGGCGAACGAGACGGCGCGCGUGAUGCUCAGGGAGGACAUACUCGUAGUCCUCGGAUAUGCGUGCAUCCGCGUCUUCACCUUCCCACAGCCUCUGCAGCGCUCUCCUGACAAUCCGCAAGAGUUUUCCGGCCCGCUGAACUUCAGCACAGACGAACCAGAGGUGCUCAAACCCACCGUCACCCAUCCCUGGCGUUGGGGCCUAGAGAUGCUUGCCGCUGCUCCUCUUGUACAUGCGCACGCCAGCGGUCACACUCGGAGCCGCCCGCAGAUCAAUCUGUUCGUCCGCUUCAGAUCGUGGUACCCCUGGCCCAUCAACAUGCUUCAUCACUAUGUCCUUUCACCUGGCCCGGACGGGAUGUAUGCGACAGCGCCAUCGCUGAGGCUGUACACGUACUCGGCUCUGGACCUAUUCUCAGUGUCGGAUGCUGCCCUCGGCCAACACGGGACGGCCCUAUGGACGGACACGUAUAACUCUGACCCGCGUGCUCCGGGCGGGCAGCGCGUCGCUGGCAAGAUUCUACGUCCUGCGCCCGGCGAUCAAGAGCUCGAGCAGACCGUCGAAAGCUUGAACGACGUUCAACAGACUCAAUCUGAGUUGAAUCCCUCUAUCGACCGAUACGAUAAGGGUACGACCAUGGUCUUCGACGUACGUCGCUCGGCCGAGGUGUGCAAGCUCGCAAUGGACGAAGAGGCCGGGCGCGUAGUUGUGGGUCUUACGAACGGGAACGUCGAAGUGUGGGAUUAUAUGCCAGACACGUACUAG